This is a messenger RNA of Lactuca sativa (garden lettuce), 273 nucleotides long. NCBI's taxonomy places the organism in Eukaryota, Viridiplantae, Streptophyta, Magnoliopsida, Asterales, Asteraceae. The record is from RefSeq and is a predicted model, not a curated record.
AACAACAAAAGCGAUGCCGACUGACAUAGAAGAUGAGAUUAGGGACGAGAAGAAUCCUCCCCCUCUUGAUGAAGACGAUAUCGCUCUUCUCAAGACUUAUGGAUUGGGGCCAUAUUCCACAAGCAUCAAGAAAAAUGAAAAAGAUGUAAAGGAAAUGGCCAAAAGGAUCAACGAUUUAUGUGGAAAGCUUAUUUUUGUGAGGUUUCUGACUCAAAUAAGCUUGUAUGAAGACUCUGCUUUUUUUGCCUGUUUUACUACUUAGAACAUUCUUCU